This is a messenger RNA of Chenopodium quinoa (quinoa), 1909 nucleotides long. RefSeq names its product probable tRNA N6-adenosine threonylcarbamoyltransferase. The record is from RefSeq and is a predicted model, not a curated record. Gene Ontology annotation, biological process: tRNA threonylcarbamoyladenosine modification. The coding region runs from base 143 to 1192 and encodes 349 amino acids. The transcript is spliced from 4 exons. Gene Ontology annotation, cellular component: EKC/KEOPS complex; cytoplasm. NCBI's taxonomy places the organism in Eukaryota, Viridiplantae, Streptophyta, Magnoliopsida, Caryophyllales, Amaranthaceae.
GAAGAGAACGAACAUAAUUUCAUUCCUCAGUCCUCCGCCUUGUACCACUUCAGUUGGCCGGCGGCGUCAUCGUCCCACAUUUCUCCUCCUCUGCUCUGCAAUUCAUCUGGGGAUUUAGUGGGCAUUAAUUUGUGGGUAAAAGAUGAGCAAAAGAAUGAUUGCCAUUGGUUUUGAAGGUUCAGCUAAUAAGAUUGGUGUUGGUGUUGUAACCCUAGAUGGAACCAUUUUAUCGAACCCUAGACACACCUACAUUACCCCACCAGGACAUGGGUUUCUUCCCCGAGAAACCGCUCACCAUCACCUUGAACAUGUCCUGCCCCUUGUGAAAUCUGCUCUUACUACGGCUGGAAUAACCCCGGAUGAUAUUGAUUGUCUGUGUUAUACCAAAGGCCCGGGAAUGGGUGCUCCCUUGCAAGUUUCCGCGGUUGUGGUAAGGGUUCUUUCGCAGCUGUGGAAGAAGCCGAUUGUUGGUGUUAAUCACUGUGUUGCUCAUAUUGAGAUGGGGAGGAUUGUUACAGGAGCAGUUGAUCCUGUUGUGCUGUAUGUUAGUGGGGGUAAUACACAAGUGAUCGCGUAUAGUGAGGGCAGGUAUCGGAUUUUUGGGGAGACCAUUGAUAUUGCUGUUGGUAAUUGCUUGGAUCGCUUUGCUCGAGUUUUGACACUUUCAAAUGAUCCUAGUCCAGGAUAUAACAUUGAACAGCUUGCUAAGAAAGGUGAAAAAUUCAUAGAUCUACCAUAUGCUGUAAAGGGAAUGGAUGUUUCAUUUAGUGGCAUAUUGAGCUUCGUUGAAACUACAGCUGAGGAGAAACUUAAAAGCAAUGAAUGCACACCUGCUGACUUGUGCUACUCUCUGCAAGAAACUCUCUUCGCGAUGCUUGUUGAAAUAACAGAAAGAGCCAUGGCUCAUUGUGAUGCAAAAGAUGUUCUCAUAGUUGGGGGUGUUGGUUGUAAUGAGCGUUUGCAAGAAAUGAUGAGGAUAAUGUGUUCUGAGAGAGGUGGGCGGUUAUAUUCUACUGAUGAUAGAUAUUGCAUUGACAAUGGAGCCAUGAUUGCAUACACUGGUCUUCUUGCUUAUGCUCAUGGAUUAUCUACCCCCCUCGAGGAAUCAACAUUUACUCAAAGAUUUCGAACUGAUGAAGUACAUGCAGUUUGGAGGGAGAAAGAAUCCAUCAACAACAAUGCAAACAGUUAGGAAAACCCACAACUAUGUUAGGUACCCAGUGCUCUGAAGCAGUAGUUUUAUUGGUUCAUUACUUUUUUUUUUUUCUUAUCUUUUACAUUUUUCCAUGGCGAACCAAUUGAACUUGUAAAGUGAAAUUUUCUUUAAAGUAGGAAGGGGAAUACACGAUUUAUUGUAAUGUUGGCAUAUGUAUAAUCAAACGAUAUUAAUCAUCAAUUAACAAGUUCAUGUGUUUGUCAAAUUAGCUUUCUGAGAAAUAUUAAUUUAAUCUUGUUCUGAUUCAUUGACAGUUCCUAAAAGCAUCUAUGAAUCAAGAUGGUUAAUUUGAACCCUGAACCAUGGCCGACACCUGGUUUCUCGAGUUGAAUGAUUUUGAGGCUGACCUUGCAAGGCUUCUUUGAAGAAAACUAUUCUCUUUGAAAAAUUUCAUCCACCUUGUGAAGGACUUGAAGACAUUAUCACAUGCUCUCACUGGUACCAGUUAACGUUGAGAAGAUUGUUAUAGGAGUAUAAUUUAUGACUCUCUUAACAUAACUCAUCCAUUAUUUUCAAAAUUUAAAUUUCUAUGCUCUGAAUUUAAGGACAAGAAGGGUUUUAUAUAGCUCUCCUUAGUCCUUAGAAUUGUGGAAGAAUAUGUGAGAUAAAAGAGCACAUAUUUAGAGAUUAGAGUAGAAAAUAUAGCUUCAUGCCUUCAUAUUAUGCUAGAAAGAUGAAAACCCAAUAAUCAAA